AUGGAUUUGUCUUUGUUAAACGAGAAUCGGUUACAAGCAAACGAUACGACGGAAGGAGACCGACGAAUUCGAUAUCAUUCUGUCCGAGGCAACGCAGAGUUAUCUUUCCUUGUUUCGCCGAAAAAAGAAUGCCAAAUAGGAAAGGAUUCGCAAAACACGACAGAAAGACAUCUCAGUUUGUUCAUAUCUAUCUAUCUAUCUAUCUAUCUUAGUCGUGCAUAUCUAUCUAAGUCGUGCAUAUCUAUCUAUCUAUCUAUCUAUCUAUCUAUCUAUCUAUCUAUCUAUCUAUACUUCAUUUUCCUAUCUAUCUAUCUAUCUAUCUAUCUAUCUAUCUAUCUUUAUGUAUGUGCUAGUCUGUUCGUAUCUAUUUUUUCCCUCGUUCUCUUUCUCUCUGUCUCCUUCAGUCUCUUUAUGCCUAUCUAUCUAUUUAAGAAAUUCUUCGAUCGGCCAUAG
This is a messenger RNA of Acanthosepion pharaonis, 453 nucleotides long. NCBI's taxonomy places the organism in Eukaryota, Metazoa, Mollusca, Cephalopoda, Sepiida, Sepiidae. The record is from the annotation of a GenBank genome assembly.